Messenger RNA from Hypanus sabinus (Atlantic stingray), 2496 nucleotides. It is a transcript of the gene rabggta, whose product is annotated as Rab geranylgeranyltransferase subunit alpha. Gene Ontology annotation, molecular function: protein binding. NCBI's taxonomy places the organism in Eukaryota, Metazoa, Chordata, Chondrichthyes, Myliobatiformes, Dasyatidae. Gene Ontology annotation, cellular component: cytoplasm. The transcript is spliced from 11 exons. Gene Ontology annotation, biological process: outer dynein arm assembly. The record is from RefSeq and is a predicted model, not a curated record. Bases 16 to 1149 code for a protein of 377 amino acids.
GUGCAGGCGGACACCAUGGUGCAAGGCCACAAGAAGAGCCAGUGCCUUCUCCUCCGCCGGUCUCCUGUCGCUAUGUCAACCUUUAAGCUGUCAGACCUGCCCUGGGGGGCUCUUCACGGACGGGUGAAAGUGAAGAGCUCGGCCGAGCAGCAGGAGACCCAGAGGAAGGAGCGAAGCCAGAAGCUGGAGGCCUACCGGAGGGCAACGGAGGCCAUGCAGAGGAAGGUAGGCCCAGCGGGGGGAGGUGGGGAGUUGUGGAAGGUGACGUGGGUUGGAGGAAGGGGACGGGAGUCUGGAGGGCGAUGGAGGGUGACGGAGGCCGUGCAGAGGAAGGUAGGCCCGGCGGGGGGAGCUGCCACCGGGGACGCUGAACGUUCAGUUCCAGGAUCAGUCGGUGAGAGUGACUUGGGGGCCAGACAGAGCGGGCAAGGAGUGUUCUGCAUGGACAGAGUCCGGGGUGAAGGUUGGUACCGAGAUUCAGCCACAGAUGAACAGCUUUUCCGGAGUGAACUCUCCGUGCAGAAGGCCACGGUGCUGGAGUCCGAGCUGGAGUCGUGUAAACAGCUACAGGAGCUCGAGCCCCAGAACAAGUGGUGCCUGCUGACCAUCAUCCUGCUGUUGCGCGCCCUGGACCCUCUAGGCUACGAGCGCGAGACGCUGGACUACUUCCAGCGGCUGACGGCGGCCGACCCCCUCCGCACCGCCUAUCUCGCUGACCUGCGCAGCCGCUUCCUCAUCGAGAAUGCGGUCCUCAAGAUGGAGUACGCCGAGGCCCGGGUCAUUGACCUCGCCAACAAGGGCCUGACCACCCUCUGCCACCUGGAGCAGCUCCUACUGAUCACCCACCUCGACCUGACUGGGAACCGGCUCAAGGCCAUCCCCCCUGCCUUCCGCACACUACAGUGUCUACAGGUUCUCCAAGCCGACGGGAGUGAGAUUGAGCACAUCGAGGGGCUCUGGAACCUCCGCAAGUUGAAGGAAGUCUCCCUGAGGGAGAACUGUCUCCGGGAGCUGGACGACCUGCGGCCUUUGACCUCCUGCCCCCAGCUGGCCACCCUGCAGCUCUCCGGAAACCCCCUGUGCCUGGGGGAUGGGGCGGCGUCGCUGGUUCACUCCCUGCUGCCCGGAGUCCCGGAUAUCCUGCUGUGAACCGAGGAAGGGUAUCCUCACUCCAUGACCAUGACCAUUCACUCCCUGUCCCCCAUAUACCAUGGCCCAGCACCCGUGCAUCUCUCUGCCAAUGAUUGGUUAUCCUGGUUGAUUGCUCAAUAUGUGAUUGGCUCUCUUGAAGAGUGACUCAACAAUCCAUUGCUUUUUCUGUGAUUGGCUGUCCUAGCGACCAAUAACUUGGUUUGCCUUGGUGAUCCAUCGCUCACUCUCUCGGCCUACAGCUGGCUGCCCUGGCAGUCCAUCGCUCUGUCUUCGACACGCUGCUCUGAAUCUGCAGUGCUCUUGGAUCCCUGACACUCCAUUGGACUGGAUGGGGCAGAGGCAAUCCAAUCACGGGCCAUGAUAGUGCUCAUUUGCAUCUCGAGAGCAGGGCUCUGCCCACAUGUCCGUCAGGAUCCUGACACUAAUGGGCAGUUUGCGUUAGAAGCCUAAUUUUGUCCCGUUAUCUGGUCCUAUCCCACCCCCCACCCCUGGCAGCCCUCCACUGACCUGCUCCACCCCUUGACCUCACCCACCCCUCCUGACCUGGUCCUGCCCCCUGACCUUACCCCUCCCCAGCUCCUAUCCCUAAGUCCAAGUUCGAAGUUCAGUUUAUUAAAAUUCAACCGACCACGUGAAUACAACCGAACGAAACACCAAAAUGCACAACACAGCACGUAUAACUUGCAGGCAUAACGAAGGUAAUAUCACCACAAAUAAAUUUACAAUCAGUUUCAUAACACAAAAAUGUCUCAUAAUACAUAUGACACAAGGUAAAAAAGUAAACUGUCCAACACUCCUGGCUCUUCAUGCGUGAUGAGACCUGGGUGACGGCAGGGAGUUCGGUAACCUCACGGCCCGGGGGAGGAGGCUGUUUCCCAUCCUGACAGUCCUUGUGCUAAUGCUACAGUACCUCCUUCCUGAUGGUCAAAGAGAUUGUUGGACGGAUGGGAGGGGUCGUUGACGAUGCUAAAGGCCUCUCGUACACAGCGCUCCUGACAAAUACCUCUGAUGGGUGGAAGAGAGGAUGCAGGGCAUGAGGGGAGAGUUGUGGGAGGGCACGGCAGUUGGGAGUGACAUUGGGGAUGGGCGGGGGUCAGGUCCCGUUCACCGACCUCUCGCCAUCGAUCUCGGCCUGUGGAAAUGUCUCGGUAAACCUGCCAUGGCUCCCCCACCAUGUUGUGUCUCCACGGGUGGGAGGGAGGAGCAAUGGAGGGAGCGCCGCAGAAGGGGGAGGGGGCAUCUACGCCCACUCGGUGAUCGUCCGACUCAGUGGUGACCUCAGCGAUGGGGACUGGUGUAGGUAGAUUGGUGAUGGGUCCAUUAGAGGGAAGGGGUGUGGGAGAG